Messenger RNA from Maniola jurtina (meadow brown), 930 nucleotides. RefSeq lists its product as uncharacterized. Bases 1 to 930 code for a protein of 309 amino acids. Lineage: Eukaryota; Metazoa; Arthropoda; Insecta; Lepidoptera; Nymphalidae. The record is from RefSeq and is a predicted model, not a curated record. The transcript is spliced from 5 exons. Gene Ontology annotation, cellular component: extracellular region. Gene Ontology annotation, molecular function: chitin binding.
AUGUGGCUUAAGAGUUUAUUAUUUUUUCUUCUUGGAUGCCAUGGCAUUCAAUCUACCUCAUACGACCUAAGCGGCGUUGUGUCUGGCAAUCGUAUGGCAGCAGUACCCCUGGGCAAAUCCCUUGGUCAAGGGGAAUUAGACAUCGAAGGUGUUUGCACGGAGGCUGGCAUGACAUGCCAGAACUGCACUCACGCUGUCACUUGUAUACCGUUGCCAUUCGGAUGGCUAAAGGUACCUCUUCAGCAAUGUUCUGACGGACAAACCUGCAACGCCCACCUGAAACAAUGCUCUUCGAAAGCUGUGCCAGAAUGCGACGCUGCGACCGACAAAUACCGUCAUAUCUGUGAACAGGUGGGCAUAUUCCCAGAUGCUUAUGACUGCAGGAAGUUCCACCUCUGCUCGCCUCCGGAAGGUUUCCCUGAUGGCAGACCAGCUGACCACAGAACUGCGCUAUGCCCAAGACAUUAUGGCUAUGAUCCAAGAACUGCUCAGUGUUCGAUCCAACUUCAACACGGCCAAUGUAGCCAGAAACCUGUUCCAAACUGCGCCAAAGUUGGCCAAUUCGGCGUUUUGGAUAGCAGCCCAAACCACUACUACGUAUGCAUUUCAAGGCACGGCAACAUAUACCCUCAAAUUUUCAUCUGCCCACACGGCUGGCAUUUCUGGGACACCUUCUGCCGUCCUGAAGAAGACGUGAAGAAAAGCAGAGAAGCGAAGAUCAGUGAAGCUUUGCUCAGUACAACAACAGCAGAACCGGUCACUUAUAAAGUAGAUCGCUUCUUCUCCACUGAAAAACCAACGACGUAUGCUGCUGAUACAUUCUUGGCUGAUAAAUUCGAUUUGACGAAUUAUGAAACCAUAGAUGAGGGAGCGUCAAAUGCGAAUGACGAAUUUACUAAUUCGUUUGAGAAUUCUUUUGAGUUUUGGUAA